Messenger RNA from Acaulospora morrowiae, 142 nucleotides. NCBI's taxonomy places the organism in Eukaryota, Fungi, Glomeromycota, Glomeromycetes, Diversisporales, Acaulosporaceae. The record is from the annotation of a GenBank genome assembly.
GACUUUGAAACAUGAAACUACUCAGCAUGAACCAUUUUACUUAAUGUAUGGAAGGAAUGCUACUUUGCCUAUUGAAUUAUCAAUCCCAAUAUACCCAACUGAACCUUUGGAUGAAUUUGAAUUACAGGAAUAUUUAUUGUGA